Messenger RNA from Mastomys coucha (southern multimammate mouse), 2346 nucleotides. It is a transcript of the gene Bclaf1, whose product is annotated as BCL2 associated transcription factor 1. The record is from RefSeq and is a predicted model, not a curated record. NCBI's taxonomy places the organism in Eukaryota, Metazoa, Chordata, Mammalia, Rodentia, Muridae. Gene Ontology annotation, molecular function: DNA binding; mRNA binding; transcription coregulator activity. Gene Ontology annotation, cellular component: mediator complex; exon-exon junction complex. The coding region runs from base 278 to 1210 and encodes 310 amino acids. The transcript has 9 exons. Gene Ontology annotation, biological process: positive regulation of transcription by RNA polymerase II; mRNA processing.
UCAGGCCAGCAAAAGCACUUCUGAAUCAUUUAUACAACACAUUGUAUCCUUGGUUCAUCAUGUAAAAGGUCCUGGAAUAUGUUUUGAAAUGCCAAAAUCCAUGUUUCAAAGUAAAAUAGCUGUUGAAAGAUACAGGCAAAGUUGAAUCUUCUGUCUUCCUGGCAAAAAAUGGCAUAAAAACUGAGUUGCUAGCUCAAAUUCCUGGGUUUCAUGGAAUUAUGAUUGAGGCACUACCCUGGUAGUGGCCGUUUCAAGUUUUAAUGAUUGGUUAUGAGACAUGUGCUGGAUACUGGGCGAGCAAUACUUCAAAUCACCUGCAGUGACCCUAAACGAGCGGUUUACUUCAUACCAGAAAGCUACUGAAGAACAUAGUACCAGGCAAAAGAGCCCUGAGAUACACAGGAGGAUUGACAUCUCUCCAAGUGCACUGAGGAAGCAUACCCGUUUAGCAGGAGAGGAGAGAGUUUUUAAAGAAGAAAUUCAAAAGGGAGAUAAAAAAUUAAGGUGUGAUUCGGCUGAUCUUCGGCAUGACAUUGACCGUCGCCGUAAAGAAAGAAGUAAAGAGCGGGGAGAUUCCAAGGGCUCCAGGGAGUCCAGUGCAUCAAGAAAGCAAGAAAAAGCACCAAAGGAUUACAAGGAAUAUAAACCUUACAGAGAUGACAGCAAACACAAAGGUAGAGAGCAAGAUCAUUCCCGGUCAUCGUCCUCUUCAGCAUCACCUUCCUCACCCAGUUCUCGAGAAGAAAAAGAGAGUAAGAAAGAAAGAGAAGACGAGUUUAAAACUCACCAUGAGAUGAAAGACUACUCAGGCUUUGCAGGAGUUAGCAGACCACGAGGGACCUUCUUUCGAAUUAGAGGCAGAGGAAGAGCCAGAGGAGUUUUUGCUGGGACAAAUACUGGUCCAAACAACUCAAAUACCACUUUUCAAAAGAGACCGAAGGAAGAGGAAUGGGAUCCAGAAUAUACCCCAAAGAGCAAGAAGUACUUCUUGCAUGAUGACAGAGAUGAUGGUGUGGAUUACUGGGCCAAAAGAGGAAGAGGUCGUGGUACAUUUCAACGCGGCAGAGGGCGCUUUAAUUUCAAAAAAUCAGGUAGCAGUCCAAAAUGGACUCAUGACAAAUAUCAAGGAGAUGGGAUUGUUGAAGAUGAAGAAGAGACCAUGGAAAAUAAUGAAGAGAAGAAGGACAGACGCAAAGAAGAAAAGGAAUAGCCUCAAGAUUGCAACAGGGAGCAGAACUUGACACAUUUUUUUUUAAACCUGAUUUUUGUUUUCAAAUAAGAAUGUAAGCAUUUUACUUAAAAUGUACUGUUUGCAAGUAGUCUAUAGAAAUUUUGUUUUAAGUCUUCAAAUAUCUUGAAAAAAAUAGUAGACUGUAUGUUGAAAAUUGUAUUGAAAUAAAGUAGAAAAUGUUCGGUAUCAUAUUUGUAACUAUCAACUUUUAAAAACCUUUGACUGUUUUUGUUACUGCAUUGUAUUUCUGCUUUGUCUAUAAGUGGUGGUCAAGUCCAGCUCUGUGACAGCUCUUAACUCGCCUCCCCUGUUAAGUGUUUGAUUCUGAAGUGAACGUUAGCUCUUCUCAGAUUCACACAAAUUCUUGAACAGGAAUUGUUUAUAGUGACCACACUAAUUAUUUUAACUGUACCCAUCAGUUUAACAUCUUUUAAAAUUUGAACACUGCAUAGUAGGGUGACUAAUUUUUGAAGAAUAUCACAAAGUUGCUAUUACGGUAAACUAGUUUCACACUUCAGCAAAUAUAUAAGGAGGACCGUAGCUUUGUUAAUAGCGAAAAAAGUACAAAUGGAAGCAAACAAUGGCUUACAAAAUCACUUGAAGAGCCUUCCCAAUAUGAAUUCAAAAUUGAAUAUUCACUUCCAUUCUUAUCUGAUAAUUUGAGUCAUGGUCUUAGAACCUAACCCUAACCCUAACUCUAACCCACGAGAGAGAAACUGGUUUGUAAUAUCAGUAUAAGUAAAAUCCUAAUUCCAUAGACAUGAUUGUAUUUAAAAAGACACACACACACACACACACACAAAAACAAAACCACAAUAAAACUUGGAAAUCCUUUUCAUGUGGAGGAAGAUUAUCGUGCAGCAUAAUGUGAUGUUCACCGUCAUUUAGUACCUGAUUGGAUAGCUUACAUGUUCAUUGGAUGCUUUGAACAGCUGUAGAUUGGUCCAUAAUAUAACUACAAGAUUAGGUAGAGACAACAUACUGUUUAGUCAUAUUUAAGUAAUUAGUUUUCUCUUAAUAUUGCCAAUAGAAGAUUUUUAGCAGGAAGCUUGUAGCACUGAUCUAAUUGUGUGCACACCCGUCAAUUGAAGUUUAUAAAAUGGCCUUUUCUUGGA